CACAUCAGGUUGGAUAUAAAGCAAAGACGAAUGGGUCAAGGGGUUAUGUACUUGGAUUUGCAAUAUACUGCACCUCAACACAGCUUUUCAAAUUUACAGUGUGCUAUUCUGAGAGAGCUUCUAGAAGCCCAGGUGUAAUGAAUCUCCUUGCGAAUGGAAAAAGGCGGAUGGCUGCCUCUGCCCUAUUACUUCUGACCCUUUGGAUGGCAGUUUCAGCAGACGGAUGCCCCUCAGAUUGCACUUGCUUCUCAGUAUUGACAGACUGCCGCAGUGCCAAUCUCCAUGCAGUUCCUCAAAGUAUUUCAGCAGGAACGGAAACAUUAUUUUUGGCAGAUAACCAAAUCACCACAAUUCAAAGAGGAGCCUUUGUAAAUUUGACAGGCCUAACUUUUCUGAGUUUGGCCAACAAUGAAUUUUCAUUUCAGAAUGACACACUGGAAGGCCUGAAUAACCUCCUCUCCUUGGACUUGUCAGAAAACAGCUUGCAGGAGAUGCCACUAGGUUUUUUCCAAACUCCCUUAAGACUGGUUUGGCUAAACAUAGCGAAAAACCGACUUAAAAUUCUUCCCAAAUCCAUCUUUAGACCACUGGAAAAGCUCACCUACUUAGACCUUUCCGAUAACAGUUUAGACCUACACAAUCACACCUUUGAAGGACUUAUCAGCCUAAACACACUGAGUUUAUCAGGUAACAGGCUUAAAAGCAUACCAACAAACAUAUUUGAUGCUGUACCAAAACUUCAGGGACUAGAUUUGUCCAACAACUUCUUAACACACUUGCCUGAAGGUUUCCUAAGCAACCAUCACAACAUGUCUGAUUUAAUCCUGAACAACAAUAAUCUAACACAUUCAGUUUUACCUGCAUUGCAAAGCUUGAGCAAUCUGAACUAUCUGUAUCUGUCUGGGAACAGCAUUUCGACUUUACCUCUGUUCCCCUUUGCUAAGCUCAGACGUCUUGUUAAACUCCUCCUGUCCAAUAAUUCUAUAUCAGCACUUCCAGAUGGCUUCCUGGCAGGUUUAAACCAACUCUCAAUGUUAGAUUUGUCUGGUAAUUCAUUGGCUUCCCUGCCUGAGCAUGUUUUUCAAGGUAGCAGCCAGUUAGAAUACCUGCAUUUGGACAGAAAUAGCUUCUCCAAGCCCCCACUGCUUUCUGGGCUGCAUAAGCUACAGGAGUUGACCAUGUGCUGCUGUCAAAUAACUCUCUGGCCAGAAGAGGUUGCUAUAAGCCACUUGGGGGCUUUAGAAUUAAUAGAUCUCUCCAAAAACCUCAUAGCAGAGCUAGACUCUGUAGUGGUUACGAAUAAUACACAUCUUAAGAAAGUCCUUCUGACUGACAAUCCAAUUUGUUCAAUGAGUUCUUCAAUGCUUCCAUUAUCUCCACCAUUGCAAUGCACAGGCUAUUAACUGUGUGUGUUUAUUACAAAUGUAUAUGUGUGUGUGUGUGUGUGUGUGCGCACGUGUGUGUGAGUGUGUGUGUGUGUGUGUGUGUGUGUGUGCACACGUGUGUGUGAGUGUGUGUGUGUGUGUGCGUGUGUUUGUGUGUGUGUGUGUGUGUGAGUGUGUGUGUGUGUGUGUGCGUGUGUUUGUGUGUGUGUGUGUGUGUGUGUGUGCGUGCGCGUGUGUGUGUACGCGUGUGUGUGUGCGCGUGUGUGUGUGUGAGUGUGCGUGUGUUUGUGUGUGUGUGUGUGUGUGUGUGUGUAUGUGUGCGUGUGUGUGUGCGUGUGUGUGUGUGUAAUUGAUCUAAAUAAAGGUAAAAAGCUGCAAAUGAAACACUGUUUAUGCUUUUUUUU
Molecule: messenger RNA, 1789 nt
Organism: Acipenser ruthenus (sterlet)
Lineage: Eukaryota; Metazoa; Chordata; Actinopteri; Acipenseriformes; Acipenseridae
Product: carboxypeptidase N subunit 2-like
Exons: 2
Coding region: 138-1403 (421 amino acids)
Molecular function (GO): protein binding
Source: RefSeq, a predicted model, not a curated record